This is a messenger RNA of Diceros bicornis minor, 4418 nucleotides long. RefSeq names its product ATP-dependent translocase ABCB1-like. Lineage: Eukaryota; Metazoa; Chordata; Mammalia; Perissodactyla; Rhinocerotidae. Gene Ontology annotation, molecular function: ABC-type transporter activity; ATP hydrolysis activity; ATP binding. Gene Ontology annotation, cellular component: membrane. The transcript is spliced from 29 exons. Bases 134 to 4018 code for a protein of 1294 amino acids. Gene Ontology annotation, biological process: transmembrane transport. The record is from RefSeq and is a predicted model, not a curated record.
CGAGCAGCAGCUUCUCCAGCAUCCAAGAAGCCGGGGCGCUGUUCGCACCCGCCUUGUCUUUCAGCUCAAGUCUGAAUCUCUUGUUCCAAAAUCCACUUGUCGGUGGACGCCCCGGGCACAGCCCGAGGUCACGAUGGAUCUUGAAGGAGGCCGCAGUGGAAGAAGGGGGAAGAAGAACUUCUUGAAAAUUAACGAAAAAAGUAAAAAAGAUGAGAAGAAAGAAAAGAAACCAACUGUCAGUGUAUUUGCAAUGUUUCGCUAUUCAAAUUGGCUUGAUAGGUUGUAUAUGUUGCUGGGGACUACGGCUGCCAUCAUCCACGGAGCUGGACUCCCCCUCAUGAUGCUGGUUUUUGGAGAAAUGACGGAUAGCUUUGCUAAUUUAGGAAAUUUAGGAAACAUGACUAGUCUAGGUAAUGGCAGCGGUACACCUCUCAACAAUCUGGAGGAGCAAAUGACCACGUAUGCCUAUUAUUACACUGGAAUUGGUGCUGGUGUGCUUGUUGCUGCCUACAUUCAGGUUUCAUUCUGGUGCCUGGCAGCUGGAAGACAAAUACACAAGAUUAGAAAACAGUUUUUUCAUGCUAUAAUGCAACAGGAGAUAGGCUGGUUUGACGUGCAUGAUGUUGGGGAGCUUAACACCCGGCUCACAGAUGAUGUCUCCAAAAUUAAUGAAGGAAUUGGUGACAAAAUUGGAAUGUUCUUUCAGUCAAUAGCAACCUUUCUCGCCGGUUUUAUAUUAGGAUUUACACGUGGUUGGAAGCUAACCCUUGUGAUUUUGGCCGUCAGUCCUCUUCUUGGACUGUCAGCUGCCAUGUGGGCAAAGAUACUCUCUUCAUUUACUAAUCGAGAACUCUUGGCGUAUGCAAAAGCUGGAGCAGUCGCUGAAGAGGUCUUGGCAGCAUUCAGAACUGUGAUUGCAUUUGGAGGACAGAAGAAAGAACUGGAAAGGUACAACAAAAAUUUAGAAGAAGCUAAAAGAAUUGGGAUAAAGAAAGCUAUUACAGCCAACAUUUCUAUUGGUGCUGCUUUCCUGUUGAUGUAUGCAUCAUACGCUCUGGCAUUCUGGUAUGGGACCUCCUUGGUCCUCUCAGGAGAAUAUUCUAUUGGGCAAGUACUCACUGUCUUCUUUUCUGUAUUGAUUGGGGCUUUUAGUGUUGGACAGGCAUCUCCAAACAUUGAAGCAUUUGCAAACGCAAGAGGAGCAGCUUAUGACAUUUUCAGGAUAAUUGAUAGUAAGCCAAGCAUUGACAGCUAUUCGACGAGUGGGCACAAACCAGAUAAUAUUAACGGAAAUUUGGAGUUCAAAAAUGUUCACUUCAGUUACCCAUCUCGAAAAGAAGUUCAGAUCUUGAAAGGCCUCAACCUGAAGGUUCAGAGCGGGAAGACGGUGGCCCUGGUUGGGAACAGCGGCUGCGGGAAAAGCACGACAGUCCAGCUGAUGCAGAGGCUCUAUGACCCCACGGAGGGCGUGGUCAGCAUUGAUGGACAGGACAUUAGGACCAUAAACGUAAGGUAUCUUCGGGAAAUUACUGGUGUGGUGAGUCAGGAACCUGUGUUGUUUGCCACCACAAUAGCUGAAAACAUUCGCUAUGGCCGUGAAAAUGUCACCAUGGAGGAGAUCGAGAAAGCUGUCAAGGAAGCUAAUGCCUAUGACUUUAUCAUGAAACUGCCUAAUAAAUUUGACACCCUGGUUGGAGAGAGAGGGGCCCAGCUGAGUGGUGGACAGAAGCAGAGAAUCGCCAUCGCACGAGCCCUGGUUCGUAACCCCAAGAUCCUCCUGCUGGACGAGGCCACAUCAGCCUUGGACACUGAGAGUGAAGCAGUGGUUCAGGUGGCCCUGGACAAGGCCAGAAAAGGCCGGACUACCAUUGUGAUAGCUCAUCGCUUGUCUACAGUUAGAAAUGCUGAUGUCAUCGCUGGUUUGGAUGAUGGAGUCAUUGUGGAGGAAGGCAAUCAUGAUGAACUCAUGAAAGAGAAAGGCAUUUACUUCAAACUUGUCACAAUGCAGACAAGAGGAAAUGAAACUGAAUUAGAAAAUGCAAUUGGUGAAUCCAAAAGUGAAACUGAUGCCUUGGAAAUGUCUCCAAAAGAUGCAGGAUCAAGUCUAAUAAGAAGAAGAUCAACUCGCAAGAGUAUCCGUGCACCACAAGGCCAGGAGAGAAAGCUUAGUACAGAAGAGGCCCUGGAUGAAAAUGUACCUUCCAUUCCCUUUUGGAGGAUUCUGAAGCUGAAUAUAACCGAAUGGCCUUAUUUAGUGGUUGGUACAUUUUGUGCCAUUAUAAAUGGAGGCCUGCAACCAGCAUUUGCAGUAAUAUUUUCAAGGAUUAUAGGGGUUUUUACCAGAGAUGAGGAUCCUGAAACAAGACGACAGAAUAGUAACAUGUUUUCACUAUUGUUUCUCGUCCUUGGAAUUAUUUCUUUUAUUACAUUUUUCCUACAGACACAGAAGUUUCCAACCUUGGGGGAUGGAGAGGGCAGUGCAGAAAAUUCUCUUUCUGGCUACACGUUUGGCAAAGCUGGAGAGAUCCUCACCAGGCGGCUCCGAUACUUGGUUUUCCGAUCGAUGCUGAGACAGGAUGUGAGCUGGUUCGAUAACCCUAAAAACACCACUGGAGCAUUGACUACCAGGCUUGCCAACGACGCAGCUCAAGUUAAAGGGGCUAUAGGUUCCAGGCUUGCUAUAAUUGCCCAGAAUAUAGCAAAUCUUGGGACAGGCAUUAUCAUAUCCUUCAUCUAUGGCUGGCAAUUAACACUUUUACUCUUAGCAAUUGUACCCAUCCUUGCAAUAGCAGGACUUGUUGAAAUGAAAAUGUUGUCUGGACAAGCACUGAAAGAUAAGAAAGAACUAGAAGGUGCUGGGAAGAUCGCUACUGAAGCAACAGAAAACUUCCGAACUGUUGUUUCUUUGACUCGGGAGCAGAAGUUUGAAGAUAUGUAUGCACAGAGUUUGCAAGUCCCAUAUAGAAACUCCUUGAGGAAAGCACACAUCUUUGGAAUCACAUUUGCCCUCACCCAGGCAAUGAUGUAUUUUUCCUAUGCUGGCAGUUUCCGGUUUGGUGCCUACCUGGUGGCACAUCAGUUGAUGAGCUUUCAGAAUGUACUUUUGGUAUUCUCAGCUGUUGUCUUUGGUGCCAUGGCAGUGGGGCAGGUGAGUUCAUUUGCUCCUGACUAUGCCAAAGCCAAAGUGUCAGCAGCCCACAUCAUCAUGAUCAUUGAAAGAACCCCUGUGAUCGACAGCUAUAGCACCGAAGGCCUACAGCCAAAUACACUGGAAGGAAAUGUGACCUUUAAUGAAGUCGUGUUCAACUAUCCCAUUCGACCAGAUGUCCCAGUGCUUCAGGGGCUGAGUCUCGAGGUGAAGAAGGGCCAGACGCUCGCCCUGGUCGGCAGCAGCGGCUGUGGGAAGAGCACGGUGGUCCAGCUCCUUGAGAGAUUCUAUGACCCCUUGGCUGGAACAGUGCUGAUUGAUGGCAAAGAAAUAAAGCACCUGAAUGUCCAGUGGCUGCGAGCACACCUGGGCAUCGUGUCCCAGGAGCCCAUCCUGUUUGACUGCAGCAUUGGUGAGAACAUCGCCUAUGGAGACAACAGCCGGGUCGUGUCACAGGAAGAGAUUGUGCAGGCAGCUAAAGAGGCCAACAUACACCGCUUCAUCGAGACACUGCCUAAUAAAUAUGACACCAGAGUAGGAGACAAAGGGACUCAGCUCUCUGGUGGCCAGAAACAGCGCAUUGCCAUAGCUCGUGCCCUUGUGAGACAGCCUCAGGUUUUGCUUUUGGAUGAAGCUACAUCAGCUCUGGAUACAGAAAGUGAGAAGGUUGUCCAAGAAGCUCUGGACAAAGCCAGAGAAGGCCGCACCUGCAUCGUGAUCGCUCACCGCCUGUCCACCAUCCAGAACGCAGACUUAAUAGUGGUGAUUCAGAAUGGCAGAGUCAAGGAGCACGGCACACACCAACAGCUGCUGGCGCAGAAAGGCAUCUAUUUUACCUUGGUCAGCGUCCAGGCUGGAGCAAAGCGCUAGUGAACUGUGACCAUAUGAGCUGUUAAACAUUUUCUAAUAUUUGUUAAAUGUGGCAUUUAAUCAAAGUUAAGAAGCGAGUGCUUACUCAAUAAACUAUGUAGAGUUACCUGUUUAACAUUUCCUGCCACAGUGGGAGAUCAUUCUACCAAGUUCUGAAUCUUCAGAGACUGUAAUGAAAGGAACAGAAAGAAACAUCAUGAAACGGAAUAAAAUAAUGGUUUUAAUUGCAUUAUGAAACUUAUAAAAUACUUCAAAGUAGAUUUUGGUAAUAAAGUGUAUAAUCGUGGUUUAUAUUUUCUUAUUUGGACUAUAGCUGACCGCCUUGCUAAAAUUAUAGAAGUAGCAAAAGGUACUCAAUGUUUGCACAAAGUGCCUAUAAUAAAACUAAACUUUUAUAUGA